AUGUUCUCUGUCAGCCAAAUUAUUGCCUUGGCUACGGCCUUGUCUUCUGCCUCUGCUGCGUGCGUUCCAAGGGGAAGCUCCGGCUCCGGCUCCGAGACGACUCCAACUUCGGCUGCGCCGACGACCACCUCGUCUUUGGUCGCCAGCAAUCUCCCGGUUCAAGCUGUUUCUACCUCGGCCUCGAGCGCUGCCCCGACCAGCUCUGCAGCUGCCGCUUCGUCCUCCUCAUCAGCAUCCAGCGAUGGCACCAAGUAUUUUGCCGUGUUUGGUGACUCGUACUCGUCAACCGGCUUCUACAUCGAGGGAGGCUUCCCCUCGGCCUCAAAUCCUUUAGGAUCAGGCGGCUCCACCACCACUGGCGGUCUGAACUGGGUCGGCAUGGUGACCGAGCAGCUUAACAGCUCCCUGGUGCUUACCUACGACUUUGCUUAUUAUGGCGCUGACAUCUCUAAUGCCAUUAUCAACACUGGCGUCACUACAGACUUGAUUGCACAGGUGGGCGAGUUUGAGGACAACUUGGUUCCCGCCCCGACCGAGGCUCCGUGGACGGCUGAGAACCUGCUUGUUGCCGUCUGGAUAGGCAUCAACGAUAUUGGUCAAUGCUUUUGGCAAUCUUCUCAGUAUACAACAUGCCCCAUUGAUGAGGCACUGACAAAGUACUUCGAUCUGUUGCAAAACUUGUACACAGACGGCGCGAGAAACUUUGUGCUCAACACAGUUCCGCCCUUUUACAAGGCGCCAGCGUUCAAGGACCAGUCUGAAACUUCCGUGGAGGGGCUCAUCUCCAACCUCGACUCGUUCAACUCCAAGCUCGCCACGAAGCUUGCUGACUUCAAGUCCAGCAACACCGGUGUCACUGCUCAGGUCUUCAACACCACCUCGUAUUUCUGGGAGGUCUUCAAUGACCCGACCUCAUUCGGCCUGGACAGUGACAUCACAGCUGCGAAUGCGGACGGGACUUCUGCCGUGUGGUAUGACAACUACCACCCUGGACAGGCUAUUCACACUUUGGUUGCCAAGGGAUUCGUGGCCGCCUUGGCGGACUUCUUUUGA
This is a messenger RNA of Diaporthe amygdali, 1053 nucleotides long. RefSeq lists its product as uncharacterized. The coding region runs from base 1 to 1053 and encodes 350 amino acids. The transcript has 3 exons. The record is from RefSeq and is a predicted model, not a curated record. NCBI's taxonomy places the organism in Eukaryota, Fungi, Ascomycota, Sordariomycetes, Diaporthales, Diaporthaceae. Gene Ontology annotation, molecular function: hydrolase activity, acting on ester bonds.